This is a messenger RNA of Hylaeus volcanicus, 1106 nucleotides long. Its product is annotated as retinol dehydrogenase 13-like. The transcript is spliced from 6 exons. Lineage: Eukaryota; Metazoa; Arthropoda; Insecta; Hymenoptera; Colletidae. Bases 90 to 1067 code for a protein of 325 amino acids. The record is from RefSeq and is a predicted model, not a curated record.
GUUAUGUGUUAUGUGUUAUGUAUUAAAUGAUGGGAGAUAGAAUAAGUUUUACGCUAAUUUGCUAACGUUAUUUAUAAGAUACCGCAAAAAUGCGUUGGAAUAUUCCUAAACCGUUUUAUUACUUUUCAGCUGGCGUAACUGUUGUUGGUGGGGCCUAUUUAUUAAAGGAUUAUAUUACUGGGCCAUUAUACACAAGUAAUGAAGACCUAACUGGCAAAGUAGUUAUUGUAACAGGAUCCAAUACUGGCAUUGGUAAAGAAAUAGCAUCUGAAUUAGCUAAUCUUAAAGCCAAAGUCAUUAUGGCAUGCAGGGACAUGGAAAAAUGUGAAAUGGCACGCCAACAAAUAGUAAUAGCUACUAAGAACAAAUAUGUGUAUUGUAGAGAAUGUGACUUAGCAUCUCAAGAAAGCAUCAAAAAAUUUGUAGAUCAAUUCAAAAAAGAGCAUUCAAAGUUGCAUAUCCUUAUAAAUAAUGCGGGAGUAAUGAGGUGUCCUAAAAGUUACACUAAAGAAGGAAUUGAAAUGCAACUUGGUGUAAAUCAUAUAGGGCACUUUUUACUAACAAACUUGUUAUUGGAUGUCAUAAAAGAUUCUGCACCAUCAAGAAUCAUAAACGUUUCAAGUAGAUCACAUAAACAUGGUAAAAUUAAACUAAAGGAUUUGAACAGUGACGAGCAUUAUGAUCCUGGACAGGCAUAUGCUCAAAGUAAAUUAGCUAAUGUUCUGUUCACAAGAGAGUUAGCAAAAAGACUGGAAGGGACUGGUGUUACAGUAAAUGCAGUUCAUCCUGGUAUAGUGCAUACAGAUAUAGUACGACACAUGAGUAUUUAUCAUAACUUCAUUACUAAGGCAUUUACAGCAAUAGUUAUGUGGUUGUUUAUGAAACCACCAAAAAAAGGAGCACAAACUGUUAUAUAUGCUGCACUAGAGCCAUCUUUGAAAGACGUCACUGGAGCUUAUUUCAGUAACUAUAAAGUUGCAGACACCUCGGACGAAGCUAAGAACGAUGACAUUGCAAAAUGGCUAUGGGCAGUCAGUGAAAAGUGGACUAGAUUAAAUCAUAUAUAAUUCAACGUAAAUAUAAUAAAGACUUUAAAAAUGUUAUAA